UCUCAUUGGUGACUGCAACAAGAUUUCACUUCCACAACGCUUGCACCGCUGUGGCUCGGAGACGGGUUUGUUUCGACGCAAGACCUCAAGCGAGUGGAUCUGCGAUCUCGGUUGGAAUGGACGUUAUCGAAACCGAAGAGAAGCUACAAGCCCUAUCCAACAAUGCCAAGGUCACCUUUAUAAAUAUAUUGCGCAUCUGGAAGGAGACCAGGGUGUUCAGCAUCAAGGAGAUGCGGAGGGUCGCCGAUGCGCUGGACAAACUGGAGAAAGAUGUCACCAUCUCCCAGACAGCGGGCACGGCCACCAGCCUUGUUGGUGGCAUCGUGGCUACCGCUGGGAUCAUCGCGGCCCCGUUCACGUUCGGUGCCUCUGCUCUAAUAGCAGGUGUGGUGGGAGCUGGGAUUGGCAUAACGGGUGGUUUGGUGACAGCUGGGAGCAACCUUUCCAAGUUCUUAAUAAAAAAAUGCAAACUCAAGCCCACUGAUGCAGCCAUUAAAUUGGACACAGAAAGGGCGGAAGAGGUCAUGAAUUCACUGAUAAACAUCAAGGAAGCAUGCAUCGAGCUUACUCAUUUCGACAAGCAAGACUACAGGGCGUAUUCUUUCAGGAAAGCUUACGGAAAGCUGUGCAGACAUGUGGGUGUCCGGCCUGGCAGUGGUGAUCAGUUCGCCGAGUCUGUGGUACGAGUGUUCAUCAGUGUAGGCAUUGUUCCAGUGAAGGCAGCUGAUGCAGUUGAGAUUGGAGUGAGUGCGAUCAAAGCAGUAAGAUUUGGGACAAAAGCAAGCUUGGUGGGAGUUGAUUUGGCAAAUAAUGCCAGGAUGGGAGCUUCUAUGGUCAAAACUGCCAGUAUGGCAGUGGGAAAGGCUGCAUUUUCUGGCGUCUUUUCUUCCUUGGGGAUCGUCUUAGACGUCGGAUUCCUUGCCUACUUGGGAAGGAAGCUGCACAAAGGGAGCCCAUCCCAGGUGGCGAAGGAGUUGCGGGAGAGGGCUGACAUGUUUGAGCAGCAGCUGCCAAAGUUUGAUGAAUUUGCCAAGCGUUUUCCUGGGCCGCCGUCGUGUCUGGAGCGACUCUAUCUCCAAGCACGUCGCAAGAUCUCGAAAAUGGAUCUGUGCUCUAUUGUUCUGUGCUUUGCUGCUCUGCUAGUUGGUAUAUGGGCCCUAAUCGCGUGGCUUUGUAGUGGUCCCAUGCCGAUGACCGCGCUAGGUUUCCCUCGCCCUGCAGAGCGAGCGAGGGUUGUCGUGCAGGAGCAGAGCUCAUUUUUCUGGCACAUGGUUUAUGUCACUCUGACCUUUGUGUUCAUGCUUGGUACUGCGGCCGUCUUGCUCCUUUUCUAACAAACGUGCAAUCACAUCAGCGGCGGUACAACAGACAUGCUUUCAGGUGCGGGAGCCUGUGUGCAAUGUAAGAUUGUAGGCUGAAAGAAGUGGGUUAGGAAGGUGUUGUUUUGCAGGUUGCCAUUCCACAAGGCUCUUUGCCGUCUCUGACAUUAUUUCUUCUCUUUGUGACUUGCUAUAUCCUGCUCACAUCAUUCACUCUUUAUAACAGCACUGGUAAUUCAUGAUACUCAUCAGUAGUAUAGAUUCCACUCUCAGCUGCCAAAUGUGCCGAAUCAAAAAAAGGAGGGGGUCUCGUUUACGAACCGUGAACCAAUCCCUCGUUUUCCCAUUUGCCUUUGAGUUUGUGGAUCGCGGAUUUGCCGCUUUCAGCUAUUUUCAAGAACGUAACCCUUGCCGUAAGUAAGCGUUUGGUGUAGAAGUUCAGCCGGAGUUAGAAUACUGUUGUCAAAUCUGGGAUUACCUCAUUCCUACAGUUCUGACAUUGGAAAGCACGAAUAAUCCCCAUUUAUGAUGUUUUUUGACUUGUUUGCAUAGUUUAGUGAAUUGCCAUGUAUUUGUAUGAAUGCUUGCAAAUCUUGUUGUAGUAUCGUAUAAACAUAGUCAUGUUUUUUUUUUUACGAAUGGUGAAGGUUUAUUUACCUGUGAUUGACAAGGAUAUCGGUGACACGUAACAAUAAGUGAUUGAGAAGUAAAAUCCUACUGUCGACAUUGUCCAUUCACCGCGCAUAUAGCAUCAGCAUUGAUUCAGAGACGACCUUGAGGAAUCCAUUUAUAUUUUAUUCAGCCUGGAGAGUUUAUAUACCA
This is a messenger RNA of Lethenteron reissneri (Far Eastern brook lamprey), 2141 nucleotides long. RefSeq lists its product as uncharacterized. The record is from RefSeq and is a predicted model, not a curated record. Gene Ontology annotation, biological process: lipid transport; lipoprotein metabolic process. Lineage: Eukaryota; Metazoa; Chordata; Hyperoartia; Petromyzontiformes; Petromyzontidae. Gene Ontology annotation, cellular component: extracellular region; membrane. Gene Ontology annotation, molecular function: lipid binding.